Molecule: messenger RNA, 1233 nt
Organism: Mesocricetus auratus (golden hamster)
Lineage: Eukaryota; Metazoa; Chordata; Mammalia; Rodentia; Cricetidae
Gene: Nts
Product: neurotensin
Exons: 4
Coding region: 144-656 (170 amino acids)
Cellular component (GO): axon terminus; extracellular region
Molecular function (GO): neuropeptide hormone activity
Source: RefSeq, a predicted model, not a curated record
GCUCAUAUAUAUAUAGGGAAUGGCCAGAGCAUCCUUCAUAGUCACUCACUUUCAAAGCCAGCAGAAGGCAAGAGAAAGCACGGAGAGGAGAGCUCCUUCAGUGUCUUUCUGACUGUCUGGACCUGCUUGUCAGAGGCUGAAAGAUGAUGGCAGGAGUGAACAUCCAGCUAGUGUGCCUGGUGCUUCUGGCUUUCAGCUCCUGGAGUCUGUGCUCAGAUUCUGAAGAGGACAUGAGAGCAUUAGAGGCAGACUUAUUGACAAACAUGCAUGCAUCCAAGAUCAGUAAAGCAAGUCCUCCCUCUUGGAAAAUGACCUUGCUAAAUGUCUGCAGCCUUAUAAAUAACCUUAACAGCCCAGCUGAGGAAGCAGGAGAAAUGCAUGAAGAUGAUCUUGUUGGAAAAAGGAAACUUCCUGUUGUUCUGGAUGGCUUUAGCUUGGAAGCAAUGCUGACCAUAUUCCAGCUCCAAAAAAUCUGCCACAGCAGGGCCUUUCAACACUGGGAGAUCAUCCAGGAAGACAUUCUUGACAAUGGCAAUGAAAAAACUGAGAAGGAAGAAGUGAUAAAGAGAAAAAUCCCUUACAUUCUGAAAAGGCAGCUGUACGAGAAUAAACCUAGAAGGCCCUACAUACUCAAGAGAGGCUCCUACUACUACUGAGAAGCUAGCACUUGACACGUGAUUGUGAUUUCCAGAUAUAUAAUUAUGUGUGUGUAAAUGUGACAGAACUUGAUUAUUUCAGCUCUUCCACAACUGUGGUUUAUUGGAUGUUAUGUUUUCUGCAUUCAUGUAAACUGAACUAAAUGUUUUCAAAUAAAUGUAGAUCUUGAGCAUGAUGUGUUCUCUAUAAUUAAAAUAGAUAAUAAUCAUAUCACAUAGUAGGAUGUUUUGCAAUUCUGCAAAAUACGUUACAGGAUGUCUGAACAGUCAUCACAUUUGGCAUUUUAUAUGAAAUUAUGCGAUAUUAUAGCAAAAUUGAGCACACAUCAUUAUCCCAAAGCAGGACAACAGCACCAUUUUGAUCAUUUGAUUUUUUUUAUUUUUAAUUGAAAGACUAUACACUGUUUUCCAAAAACCCACUAUCUCAUCUCUCAGUACAAGAGGAAGCAACUGUCAUAUAAGGCCUAUCUGAAAGAAUUGUUAAUGAAACAUUGUUAUUUUUGCUUAUCUGAGUGUAUCUUUAAGUAUUUUGCCUGUCAAAUGAAUUUGAUAGCUAAUAAAAUUCAUCAAGCCAUCA